GCUCCCACAUCUCUAGUCCCGCGUACAGCCCCAUCUCUAGCGUCGACGUCGCCCAAUUUCAAUAUUCAACAAUAUCCCGUGUUUUUGUGUUGUUUUCCUCAUCAGCUAGCUAAAAGCAAAUCGAUAUGGCAGCUUACACCGAGGAUCAGUUGGCUGAAUUCCAGGAGGCCUUCAACCUGUUCGACAACCGCGGCGAUGGCAAGAUCCAGCUGAGCCAGGUGGGCGAGUGCCUGAGGGCAUUGGGCCAGAAUCCCACCGAGUCCGAUGUGAAGAAGUGCACCCACCAGCUGAAGCCCGAUGAGCGCAUCUCGUUCGAGGUGUUCCUGCCCAUUUACCAGGCGAUUUCAAAGGCCCGUUCCGGCGAUACGGCCGAUGACUUUAUUGAGGGACUGCGUCACUUUGACAAGGACGCCAGCGGCUACAUUUCCUCCGCCGAGCUGCGUCACCUGCUGACAACGCUGGGCGAGAAGCUGACGGACGAGGAGGUGGAGCAGCUGCUGGCCAAUAUGGAGGAUCAGCAGGGCAACAUCAACUACGAGGAGUUCGUGCGCAUGGUCAUGCAGGGUUAGGGUGGAGCUGAUUCCCGAUUCACCACGACAAUAGAAGCAACACACCACUAAAACACAACAGCAACACUAAAACACACCUGCCAAGCUAGCUGAGCCAGCCGUUCAUUCCGCCAGAAGUUCCAACUCCGUGAUUCCAACUUAGCAGCCAUCCUUUCCCCCAAAAUGAAGGACUUAAAACCAAGGACAACGACCAAGGAUAUCGAGAUAUAUACACAAUAAAUACAGGGGAAAAGUGCUUCACAAGCAGCUAAAAAACACAGAAAACUUAAAACUUCGAGAUUGGAGCUAUAUAUUCCCACUUCCAAAAACUAACCAUCGAUGUAGACACAUAGAUUCAUCAUGAUUAACCAUAACUAAUCACUGCGUCUGUGAAUUAUUAUGCGUAUUAUUCUAAAAGAAAACUAGAAGGUUAAUCAGUAAUUAUAUAUCACCUAGUGCGGGCCGUUCUUUUGUACCAAUCAAUCACACUCGAUACAUAUAUUACAUCUAUAUUAUAUUUCAAUGGAAGACAAAGACAGCGAGGAUGAGUAUCACGAAAAAGUAUUUCGAAAUUAAAUUUGAUAUGCGUCGCGUGGUGGCGCGUGUCCGAAUUUAAAUACGCAUUUUGAAGUUUUACAUGUUUAUUUUUUUUAAUAAUUUAAUAUUUGUAUUUAAUAAUAAAUAAAACAAAGAGAAGCAAUGAAUGUGUAGGUCUUUUUACAAAAGGAACGUACUUAAAUCUAUUAAACCAAUUGAACCGUAA
Molecule: messenger RNA, 1311 nt
Organism: Drosophila takahashii
Lineage: Eukaryota; Metazoa; Arthropoda; Insecta; Diptera; Drosophilidae
Gene: Mlc-c
Product: Myosin light chain cytoplasmic
Cellular component (GO): myosin II complex
Molecular function (GO): myosin heavy chain binding; calcium ion binding
Source: RefSeq, a predicted model, not a curated record